AUGCUGCAGGGUGUCACUGCUCUCAUUUUUGAGGAAGCUGUCUUUGAGCCAACAUUUUGUCCUGUGUAUGCUCAACUGUGUUCCAAUCUCAAUGAAAAACUUCCUGUAUUGCCCCCUGAAGAAGAAGGUGGGAGGGAGAUUACUUUCAAGCGCAUACUCUUAAAUAAUUGCCAGGAGGCAUUUGAAGGUGCUGAGAAACUGAGGGAUGAAGUCCGAAAGCUGAAUGGACCAGACCAUGAAAUGGAACAUAGAAAUAAAGAGAGAAUAGUGAAGCUCCGAACUCUUGGUAACCUUCGCCUUAUUGGUGAGCUUUUGAAGCAAAAAAUGGUGCCAGAGAAAAUAGUUCAUCAUAUUGUUCAGGAGCUUCUGGGGCAUGAUGGAAAAUCAUGUGCAGCUGAGGAAAAUGUUGAGGCGAUCUGCCAGUUAUUGAAGACCACAGGGAAGCAGUUAGAUGAGAGCCCCAAGUCUCAAAGGUUUAACGAUGUUUAUUUUAACUGGCUGAAGGAGCUAAGUAUCGAUCCUCAAUUGCCACCACCUCUGAGAUUUAUGGUUCAUGAUAUGCUUGACCUACGUGCAAACAAUUGGGUCCCUCAUCAUGAAGUGGUCUAUGUCUCAGCUUGA
Messenger RNA from Musa acuminata subsp. malaccensis (wild Malaysian banana), 621 nucleotides. Lineage: Eukaryota; Viridiplantae; Streptophyta; Magnoliopsida; Zingiberales; Musaceae. The record is from RefSeq and is a predicted model, not a curated record.